Nicotiana tabacum (common tobacco) is the source of this 1119-nucleotide messenger RNA. RefSeq lists its product as uncharacterized. The record is from RefSeq and is a predicted model, not a curated record. Lineage: Eukaryota; Viridiplantae; Streptophyta; Magnoliopsida; Solanales; Solanaceae.
UCUAUGCUUUUGUGUCCAUCACCCCAAGUCCACAGCAUUUAACAAUAGGGCCCAGCUAGGUUGAAUUGACGCCUUCAAGUGGGAGCAACGAAGGAAGAUGAGCGUGUGGAAGCAUUUAGCGCUGUUGGGGAGAGCCAAUUCGAAGGAAUCAAUAGAAUAUAUACUUGAAGCUCUGUGGAGAACUCGCAAGACAGGGCUUGAUGCCGCCGACCGCCAAAUAUUCCGCGAAAUGCUUCAGCUUCCUAAUGAUUCUGACCUCGACCCUGCGGUGAUCAGGUUGCUGGAAUUUUCUCUAUGUGAAUAUUGUCUUCUGGUGUGCCUUCGUAUUUUGAUUCGCAAAUGUGUUUAUGAGAAUGCCAAGAAGGAUGAAAUUCAAAAGUUGUUUCCUGCUGAGGUCCAACCCGAGUUACAAAGAUUAUUAACACUUCUACUGCAAAAAUUUCAAAAGGAGUGGCGUGAAGAUAUAGCUAAAGAAUAUACAGCUAAUGACCGGGUCAUGUUGCCUCAACUGAGAGCAAUGACAUGGAGCAGGGGAAAUGAGGGCAGUGAAAUUGGAGGCCCUGCAGCAAUUACAAAUUUAAAGCUUCAAGGUGAUGCAAAAUCUAGCUGCAAAGAAAGGGAUGUGCAGUUCCAGUUGACCAAAGGCACUUUAGAAACAAUGUUGAAGUCAAUGUACUCUGUAAGGAGCCAACUGUCUGAUGAUGUACAAAUAUCAGAUAGAUCGUAAUUGUGUACCCCAACAAUCAAAUGUGGUAUGAUUCUCUAAUCUCCUUGACUAGAAGGUAAUGUACUUUCAUAUGUAUGUUAAUUCACACAAUGCUAAGGUAGAUGGUUUCUGCUUCGUUUUACUCCCUGUUUAGUUGAAAGAUUGCCUUUAAGGCUGAAAAGAUUGAUACAUAUAUUUUGACAAGUGGGAAAGACGUAUUUUGCAUGGAGAAGCUUUAAUCUCCUAGGAGUUGGAUAUGAUUACCACCUUACUUUGCAUCAUUUUGGACAUGGUAGAUAUAUUUUGACCCAUUCUUAUCUUCCAAUUUCUGUUGGAAGUAUAUUUCUGGAUAACUCAAAUGUAAUUGCAUGUCGUGCUGGCCACACAUCAUUCAAAUGUAGUUCCAUGUUUCA